GCCCGCGGCCCCGGGAGUUGUCUGCCAUGUUCGCGCCAGCGAGCAACUGUUUUGACAGAGCUAUUACUCACCCGUCAAGCUUUUGUUUGAGCUGACCAGCGGUGCCUGUCUGGAGUCCUGAAUAGGAUCAAAUCCUGCAACCAGACACACACACAAGCACACAGAAGUGCGCAGGAGCGCGCGGCCAAGCUCACCCAACGCCAGGGCUGCUGGGGGGGGCUCAUCUCUCCCAGAUCUUCCCGCCAGAGCCGUGGGGGUCUGGUCUCCCCACUCCAGGAACCUGCAUGAAGCUCUCGGUGCUGCUGGUUUGCAACCUCCUGGUGUGGAGGGUGGGUGAGACGGGAUCAGGUGCUCCGGAGAAGUUGUCCGUGCUGGCUCCAGGAGCUCUCAGCAUGAAGGAGACCUUCCUGGUGCUCUCGCUGCACAACAAGCUGAGGAGCAAAGUGCAGCCCCCCGCCGCCAACAUGCAGAAGCUGGAGUGGAGCGAGGAGCUGGGCCGGCUGGCGGGGGCACGGGCAGCCAGCUGCCUGGGGGGUCCUGCUCCACCGCCGGCCCCCCAGCUGGGCUGGAGCGAGGCGCUGCUGCCGGUGGGCACUGGGGGCUUUGGGGCUGUGCUGCAGCGCUGGUUUGACGAGGGCCAACGCUACGACUACGGGACAGGGCGCUGUGCCAGCAAUGCCACCUGCCGCCAUUACACCCAGCUGGUGUGGGCCACGGCAGGGUGGCUGGGCUGCGGCCGGCACCUCUGCCCUGGCGGCCAUGGCCCCAGCGAGGCCUUCGCCUGUGUCUACUCCCCAGGGGGCAACUGGGAGGUGGCAGGGACGCCCGUCCUGCCCUACAAGCCGGGGCCCUGGUGCUCCCUCUGCACUGCCGGCCUCUCUGGCUGCUUCAAGUCCUGGGACCACGGCGGCGGGCUCUGCGAGGUGCCCAGGAACCCCUGCCGCAUGAGCUGCAGGAACAGCGGGCGCCUCGACAUGAGCAGCUGCCAGUGCACCUGCCCCCCUGGCUACACAGGCAGGUACUGCCAAGUGAGAUGCAGCGGGCAGUGCCUCCACGGGAAGUUCAGGAAGGAGGAGUGCUCCUGCCUCUGCGACGUGGGCUACGGCGGAGCCGAGUGUGGCGUGAAGAUUCGGUUCCCCUUCCACGCCUGCGAUGUGCAGAUAGAUGGCGACUGCUUCAUGGUGUCCCCCGAGGCUGACACCUACUAUGGAGCCAAAAUAAAGUGCCAGGAGAAAGGGGCGAUGCUGGCCCAGAUCGGAAACCAGAAGGUCCAGGACAUCCUGGCUUUCUACCUCAGCCGCUUGGAGACUGGUAACAGGGUGACAGACACUGAUUUUGAGACCGGGAACUUCUGGAUCGGUCUCACCUACAAGACAUCCAAGGCUUCCUUCCGCUGGGAUGUGGGCAAGCCGUCCUCCUUCACCAGCUUCGCUUUUGGGCAGCCAGACAACCAAGGGUUCGGGAACUGCGUGGAGAUGCAAGCGUCGGCCGCCUUCAACUGGAAUGACCAGCGCUGCAAGACCCGAAACCGGUACAUCUGCCAGUUCGCCCAGGAGCACAUCUCCCGGUGGCACCAGGACCCCUGAGCUGGCAGCCCCGGGCACUGGCCAGCGCUGGCUGCUGUGCCAAGCCCGUGGCUAAGGAGGAUGGCGGUGCUGUGCCGAGCCCAGGCCAGGGCUCAGGAGGACCCCUCAACGGCUCCCCUGCGCAGGGGCUGAGGGGACCCAUGGUGAUGAAACCUGGUGAGAGGGGCAUGUGCUCUGCAUCAGCAUCCCCGAAACAGCAUCUUCUUCUGCCCCUCACCUUCCUCUGUCGCCAUCACGCUGCAGCAGCUCCAGGGCAGGGAGAUGCCCCUGCAACAGCCAGGUCCAACAGCACUCUCCUCCUGAACACAGCUGGGCUGUGUCUGGACCAUGGUCCUGAUGUGAUGAGGAGCCAAGGGGGGCCUCCAGGGGGUGCAGAUCCUGGCACGGCUCAGAGCAGGGACUGGGCUCAGCUCCGAACCAUCAUCCUGGCCUGGGUGGGAACCCCCCAGCCUUGUACCACGGGUUCCUCACCAUCUCCUGGUCCUUCAUCAUCAUCCGGUUCCUCACCAGCUUCUGGGUGGUUAAU
Molecule: messenger RNA, 2112 nt
Organism: Falco peregrinus (peregrine falcon)
Lineage: Eukaryota; Metazoa; Chordata; Aves; Falconiformes; Falconidae
Product: C-type lectin domain family 18 member A
Exons: 12
Coding region: 285-1586 (433 amino acids)
Source: RefSeq, a predicted model, not a curated record